AUGGGCGAGAGUCGCAUCGCUUCAUCCCUGGACGCUGGACACUGUCCUGUUGCUGCAGACUACCAGCCAGUCAGGAUAGACGCGAUUAUGGAGCAGCAAGGAGAAGACCAUGAUCAUCACUACGAGACCAGUUCUACUCAAAAGACACAGUGUGUUGGCGCAGCUUGGACAAGGAAAGACCAGCUAGAAGACAUUGACGAAGUGGACGACGACAGCAGCAUCGAGUACACGCAGUACACGCUUGUCGGCACAGUCACACAUGUGAACGAGCAGCUGGAAGUGCAGGUGCAAGACAACAAGCCUUCAAACUGGCUACAGAAAGAGGCGCCGCGCAGUAACGAAGGCGAUGAUCAGAGUAUUGACUAUGAUGCUGCAUUUGAAUCUGCAGAAGAGACCAAUGAAGCAAUCCUCAACUAUCAAGCUGCCGAUGCUGAGCAAAACGACAUGAUGACCGUCGAGGUGAACCAGCAAAGACCUGUCUGGCCAUGGCAGAAGGUAUCUGCAGCGGUAACUUGCGAAACAGAUUCACCAAUGGGAGAACAUACCGGCUCACAAGCCUCCACUCGCCCAGAAGUCAGCAUGGUUCCAGCAGUCAGCGCACGAGGUCAGCGAAUGCCCUUCCAGUUUAGCGGUAGUAUCCGGAAAGCAACGGCAUCUCCUCAGACUGGACCUCAGGAGCCACCUGAACAGACUGUGUCGAGCGAGACUGCGUUCUCAGAUCAUCCUUCUGGCAACGCAAUGGAGCAUGACAGCGUAAAGGAAGAGCCAAAUCGAGAAGCCAUGCUAGAUGAUGAAGAAGUGUUCAAGGCAGACUGGCUUGCUAGAGGAGCACAGCUGGCACAAGCAUGCGCGGAGUUCACAACAGAUAUGGGCAAAUGCCGUGAAGCAAAAACAAGGAUGCUUGCGAUGCACAGGCAGAAGUAUGAGGAGCAACGAGAAAGGCUGUUGAUGCGAGAAGCGGGUUUAGUGGCUAAGCUUGCAAAGACCAAGCAAGAGCUCUCGAGCUUUCGACGGGGAGUUUAG
Protomyces lactucae-debilis is the source of this 1023-nucleotide messenger RNA. RefSeq lists its product as uncharacterized. The transcript is spliced from 3 exons. The record is from RefSeq and is a predicted model, not a curated record. Lineage: Eukaryota; Fungi; Ascomycota; Taphrinomycetes; Taphrinales; Protomycetaceae. The coding region runs from base 1 to 1023 and encodes 340 amino acids.